CGCGCACGCCAAGUCGGCGGAAACUUGUGGCCACCGCAGCAGCAGAUAGCCUCCCUUCCCCCUCCCACCUUCUCUUCCAGCGGCCACACCAGCGCCCCAAUGGCUUCCCCCCUCGCCGUCUUCCACCCCGCCUCCGCCACCGCCGCCGCCGCCGCUCGCCGUCACCACCCCCCGCGCCCGCCGCACCUGCACCUCCACCUCCCGCUCCACCACCAGCCUUCGUCGCCCCGCCGCAGGUUCGCUGCCGAGUUCGCGGUCGGCGGUGCUGACGGUGGCACCGGCGGCGGCGGCGGGAGGAGGGCGAGGGGAGGCGGUGACGUCGAUGUCGCCGCGGUCGGCGCGGCGCUGCGGGACGCCAGGACGGCCGACGAAGUGGAGACCCUGGUGAAGGGCUUCCUGGACGACGGUGGCGGCGGCGAGGAGCACCUGCCGCUCCAGGUGUAUACCUCGGUGAUCCGGGGGCUGGGCAAGGAGAGGCGCCUCGACGCCGCGUUCGCCGUCGUGGAGCACCUCAAGAGGGGAAGCGGGAGUGGCGGCGGCGGCGGCGGCGUCAACCAGUUCGUCUACAACUGCCUGCUGGGCGCGGUCAAGAACAGUGGGGAAUUUGGGAGGAUCCACGAUGUGCUUGCAGACAUGGAGGCACAGGGGGUUCCCCCAAACAUUGUGACAUUCAACACUCUGAUGUCAAUCUAUGUCGAACAAGGCAAGAUUGAUGAGGUCUUCAGGGUGUUUGACACCAUCGAGGGCAGUGGCCUGGUGCCCACCGCGGCGACAUACUCGACAGUGAUGUCGGCCUACAAGAAGGCUGGCGAUGCAUUCGCGGCACUCAAGUUCAUCACCAAGCUAAGGGAGAUGUACAACAAGGGUGAAUUGGCGGUGAAUCAUGAAGAUUGGGACCGAGAAUUUGUCAAGUUUGAGAAGCUGACUGUCCGUGUCUGCUAUAUGGCGAUGCGGCGGUCUCUUGUGGGUGGUGAGAAUCCAGUAGGUGAGGUGCUGAAAGUUCUUCUUGGCAUGGAUGAAGCUGGGGUGAAGCCAGACAGGAGAGAUUACGAGCGGCUUGUGUGGGCAUGUACAGGUGAGGAGCAUUACACCAUUGCCAAGGAGCUGUACCAAAGGAUCCGUGAGCGUGGUGAUGGCGUGAUCAGCUUAUCUGUGUGCAAUCAUCUGAUUUGGCUGAUGGGCAAGGCUAAGAAGUGGUGGGCAGCUCUUGAGAUUUAUGAGGAUUUGUUGGACAAAGGCCCCAAACCGAAUAACUUGUCGUAUGAGCUCAUCAUGUCACAUUUCAAUAUUCUACUCAAUGCUGCAAAGAGAAGGGGCAUUUGGAGGUGGGGUGUAAGGCUGCUUGAUAAGAUGCAACAGAAGGGCUUGAAGCCUGGAAGCAGAGAGUGGAAUGCCGUCCUUCUUGCGUGUUCUAGAGCAGCUGAAACAUCUGCUGCAGUGGAUAUAUUUAAGAGAAUGAUAGAUCAAGGGUUGACACCGGAUGUAGUUUCUUACGGAGCGCUGCUGAGUGCGCUUGAGAAGGGAAAGCUGUAUGAUGAGGCACUCCGAGUUUGGGAACACAUGUGCAAGGUAGGCGUUAAGCCGAACCUACAUGCAUAUACAAUCUUAGUAUCAAUUUACAUUGGCAAGGGGAACCAUGCUAUGGUAGAUUCUGUUCUUCGUGGUAUGCUGUCAGCAAAGAUAGAACCAACUGUUGUUACGUUCAAUGCGAUAAUCAGCGCAUGCGUGAGAAACAAUAAGGGUGGCUCUGCUUUUGAAUGGUUCCAUAGGAUGAAAGUGCAGAACAUUGAGCCAAAUGAAAUUACAUAUCAGAUGUUGAUUGAAGCUCUUGUACAAGAUGGUAAACCCAGGCUUGCCUAUGAGAUGUACAUGAGGGCUUGCAACCAAGGGCUUGAGCUUCCUGCAAAAUCAUACGACACUGUAAUGGAGGCAUGCCAAGAUUAUGGUUCCCUCAUAGAUCUAAAUUCUUUGGGUCCUCGGCCUGUUAAGAAAGUGGAACCCAUCAGGAUAGAGAACAAGUUUUCGAGUAGUUAUUAUGUUGGGGAUCUUCCCAGCAGCACAAAACAUUUUGGUAGCACUGGAACAUCUAGUUUAUAUAGAUACAGAACGGAAAGGUGGAUCAUGUAGCAUUCGGCCCCCUCUUUUUUCUGAACACUUCAAACUCACUCCAAGUCUCCAACAUUGAGAACACACUGAUAUUUGUUUGUAAGUUGCCUAACUUGUAAUUUGUAAACAUUCAAUCAUUAUACAGUAGUGAAUUUGUUAUUUGCUUUAUACGGAGUAGAAAGUAGAAGGAGAUUGCCUCAUGGACUUAGAAUUGUUUUUCCCAUUUUGCUUAUUUGAAAUGCCUCCAAUUGUUUGCAUUAAUCUCCUUCAAAUAUACCCACUUUGCAUAUGAAUAAUGUUCAAUUUUGUAUUUGAUUAUAAA
Messenger RNA from Oryza sativa Japonica Group (Japanese rice), 2428 nucleotides. RefSeq names its product protein LOW PHOTOSYNTHETIC EFFICIENCY 1, chloroplastic. Lineage: Eukaryota; Viridiplantae; Streptophyta; Magnoliopsida; Poales; Poaceae. The record is from RefSeq and is a predicted model, not a curated record. Gene Ontology annotation, molecular function: protein binding.